AUGAAGCGACUUCAGGUGCACAAACAGACCCGUCUAUGCCGAUUCUUUGUAGUGGGCGCGUGCACUCGUGGUGAGGCAUGUGCCUUCGCACAUGGGAAAGAGAAGCUGAAGCAACAGCCAGACUUCUCCAAGACGAGGUUGUGCGCAGACUUUGUGGAACUUGGCAGUUGCAUGGAAGGAGAUCGAUGCAAGUUUGCGCAUGGCAGGUGCGAGCUGCGCCCAGGAUCAGCGCCCAAAAUUGGUCGACCAUCCAAGAAGGAGACCAAAGAUAUUCCAAGGAAGCAACAGGAGGACAAGGACUCCGCAUCCAUCAAAGCGGCACAAAUUAUCCAGCUCCGACACUCCUUGCAUUCCCAGGCUGCAUUGAAGCUCUUGAUGGAUUCGGCCAGCCGUGCGCCAUCUAAAAAGGCUCAAGAGCAGCCAGACUUGGAGGAUGUAUCAACCUCCUUCAGCCGGCAGACCACCUGGGAAGGCAUCGACACGGCCUCAGCGGCCUUCAGCCGGGGCACUUCUUCCUCCAGCCAAUCUUGGGAGCCUAUGUGCCAGAAGCUCCCCGAACUCGGAAGUGAAUGGCAAGUGCAGGUGAAGAAUACCUUCAUUGAAGCCAGCGACAGCGAUGAGAGCGAUAUUGAGGACCAAGGUGUCCUGCGCCGCACUCACUCAGUGCCCCUUUUCUAA
Molecule: messenger RNA, 678 nt
Organism: Durusdinium trenchii
Lineage: Eukaryota; Dinophyceae; Suessiales; Symbiodiniaceae
Source: the annotation of a GenBank genome assembly